Molecule: messenger RNA, 2396 nt
Organism: Gossypium raimondii (Peruvian cotton)
Lineage: Eukaryota; Viridiplantae; Streptophyta; Magnoliopsida; Malvales; Malvaceae
Product: F-box/LRR-repeat protein 10
Exons: 4
Coding region: 325-2241 (638 amino acids)
Biological process (GO): SCF-dependent proteasomal ubiquitin-dependent protein catabolic process
Cellular component (GO): SCF ubiquitin ligase complex
Molecular function (GO): protein binding
Source: RefSeq, a predicted model, not a curated record
CUCAAAAGAAAGAAAGAAAAAAAAACUACCACGUUAUGUAUUUAUUGUUGGGAGGCGAUAUCUAACAUGCGCCGUAGUUUUCGAGAACCUCACCUUGUUCCCUGAAUCUUCCUACUGCCCCAAGAAAAUGAAGAAAAUCGCGGUUACUUUAAUAUCCAGAUUGAGUUUUUAGUAAAAUAAUGACAAAUAAUCAAAGACCCAAAUCGAGUUCGUAAUGAUAAUAAAAAAUGGGGAAAUGCUCCAAUACCUAGAUCGAGUUGUUAUUAGUCAAAAAUCUCAAGAAACGGAUCAGACCACCAAAGUAAACUAAAAGAGAAAAAGGGAAUGGGAAGUUGGAGAGUGGAGAGGCUGGAUCAGUUGCCGACAGCCCUUUUGGCUACCGUCAUGACCAAGCUUGAUAUCUCUUCCAUCUGCUCUUUGGCUGUCACCUGCAGGGCUUUCAAUUCCUGUGCUUCUCAUAUCCUCUCUUUUCUUCCCAAUUUUCAUAUCCUUGAUAUAUCGCCGUCUAUGGAACUAAUCAAGUCACUGUUGCCACCAAAUUCUCACCUUCAAAGCUUAAAGCUUGAUUGUGGUCAGCUUAAUGAUUCAUCCAUUGAGCUAUUACUUCGACCUUCUUUACAGGAACUUUGCUUCCACAAUUGUGCAGAUUUUAGUGGAAAACUACUCUCUGAAAUUGGAUCACGUUGCAAGGAUGUAAGGUCUCUCUACUUGGGCUCGGUGGCUGAGAAAAGGGGCCGAGCGAUACAUAUUUCUGAUUUGGAGGAAUUACUUGGUGGUUGCACCCAAUUGGAAGAAUUGAAUUUGAUGUUUGACUUGUCACUAUUUCUUCGUCAUAACUUUGCUCGGGUUUGGGCUUUAGCUUCAAAAAAGCUCACUUCUCUUGAGAUUGGCUACAUUUCUUCAGUUAUGGUGACUGAACUGCUUAGCCCUAAUGUUGGACCCCAUCAGUACCCAAAUCAAAUUCGACCAUCGAUAUUGCCUGCCAUCCAAAAACUAUCUCUUGCUGUAGAUUACAUUACAGAUACGAUGGUCGGUACAAUAUCAAAAGGUCUCGCGUUAUUGACACACUUGGAACUUCGUGAUGCACCCCUCAUUGAACCAAGAGUUACAUUUGAUCUUACCAACUCCGGCCUUCAACAAAUCAAUCAGCAUGGGAGAUUAAAACAUCUUUCUCUUGUGAGGAGCCAAGAGUUCCUCAGUACUUACUUUAAGCGGGUUAAUGAUCUCGGGAUCCUACUUAUGGCUGACAAGUGUGCAAACAUGGAAAGCAUUUGCCUUGGUGGCUUUUGUCGUGUUACAGAUACAGGGUUUAAGACAAUUCUGCAUUCUUGCUCAAGCCUGUACAAGCUUAAGGUUUGCCAUGGAUCCCAGUUGACUGAUCUGGUUUUUCACGACAUUGCUGCAACUUCCCUCUCUUUGACUCAUGUUAGCUUCAGAUGGUGUAAUCUUCUUACCAACCAUGCCAUCAAGAGUUUGGUCCGCAACACGCAUCUCAAAGUUCUCGACUUGAGGGGAUGCAAAAACCUUGGGGAUGAAGCGCUUGCGGCAAUUGGCUCUCUCUGUGAAUUGAAGAUGUUACAGUUGGAUAAUUCUGAUAUAUCCGAUGUAGGAAUAGCAUACUUGCAACAUGGCAUUAUUAGCUCAUUGGUUUCGUUAUCUGUUAGGGGAUGCAAGAAACUUACAGAUAAAUGUAUCUCUGUUCUAUUUGAUGGCUCUUCUAAACUGGAGUUGCAAGAGCUGGACCUAUCUAAUCUUCCUAAUCUCUCCGACAAUGGAGUUUUAGCUCUUGCAAAAAGUCGGGUUCCAAUUUCAGAACUCCGAAUGCGACAAUGUCCACUCAUAGGUGACACUUCGAUCAUGGCACUAGCCUCAAUGCAGGCUGAUGACGAUAGAGGACAUGGCAGUAAUCUGCGAUUGUUGGAUCUUUACAAUUGUGGUGGCAUUACACAACUUUCAUUCCGAUGGUUGAAGAAACCGUAUUUUCCGAGAUUAAGAUGGCUAGGUGUGACAGGGAGUGUAAACAGAGACAUCGUAGAUGCUUUAGCUAGGAAUAGGCCAUUCUUGCAUGUGGCAUGCCAUGGUGAGGAACUAGGGACUGAUCCGUGGAACAACAUAGACAGUUCGUACAUGCACGACUACGAGGAGUUGGAUGAACUAGAACAAUGGCUGCAGGAAGGAGAGUGGGAGAGUGAUGAUGAAGAGAUGGAGGAUGCUGAAGAUGAUGCAGAUGUGGUGGUGUAAUGAUUUCUGUUUGUAUUUUUACUUUUGUAAUGUUGUUUGUAAGUGUAACUAGCUACUGCUGAAUGUGCUGUUAACUUAAUAGUGGGAGUCACAAUGGAUAGUGAAUAUUCAACUUGGUUGUUUUUGUGGAUUAAAAUAUGGGUAAAUUACGCAAA